AUGGCAAUAAUCACACUCUCGGAGCCAAAAAAUGUGGAUGGAGGUCCAAAAUAUCGAUAUAUAUAUAACGGAAAUGUAAGUAAUGGAAACUGGAGCGGAAAUGUAAAUAAUUCUCCCGCAACAACUACCACCACAAACAUUCCAAUUCCAACAACAGCACAACCCACAGCUCCAUCUCAAAUACCACAACCUUCUCCAUCUCAACUAUUAUUACCACCAACAGCACAACUACAAUCUUCAUCUCCAAAACUUUCUUCCUCACCUCAACAAACACAAUCUUCAUCUCAGCAACCGCCAUCAACAACACAAACAAUAUCUCAGUAUAGUCAGAAUGGUGAUGGUAAUAGUGGUGGUCAACAAUCACUACCACCACCAUCAUUGCCAUCAACAGUACAACCUUUAGCUGGAGAUCGGCCUGUAGGCAACAUUCCCGCAGUUACUAAUAACCCUAUUAGUUAUGGAAAUACAAUUACAGGCAACAGUCCCACAAUUCCUAAUAAAUCAAUUAGUAUUGCAAAUCCAAUCAAUCUAUCUCCUACAUCUAGUACAAAUGCAAAUCAAAGUUCAAAUUUAUCGAAUAUUCUUCCAGAACUUCCUUCACCUACUCAUAGUGCACCAAGUCCACCAUAUACAAAUUCCCUAGCAAGUCCUACAUAUCCAUCUAACCAACAAACUAGCGGGAAUGGAAGCAUUUCAAAUUCACCAACGGACCAACUUAGCACGCUUGCACAGUCAAACAGUAACGGCAAUUAUCAUAAUACAGUAAGCUCACUUACAGAGUCGAGUAACAUCAUACGCACUCCUAAUUCAAUAAUUUUAGUUGUACCGCCAAGCAGUAACAACAACUCUCUUAGUAGACAACUGAAAGUUCAAGUGAUAAUACAAAUUCAAGCAAAGCUUCGAGUUCGAGUGUUUCGACGAAAUCAACAAGUAAAACAUCUGCAACAACUACAGAAAAUAGUACAAGUAGUCCCUCACCCAAUACUGGAUCUUUUCCAAAUGUUAACAGAAAUUCAGAAGUUAUAUUAA
This is a messenger RNA of Ambispora gerdemannii, 1029 nucleotides long. Lineage: Eukaryota; Fungi; Glomeromycota; Glomeromycetes; Archaeosporales; Ambisporaceae. The record is from the annotation of a GenBank genome assembly.